UUCAUCCAUACGACGAUGAUUGAUAUCUUGCCAUUUGAUGACGCACCCGGUCUGGUGGCGUGUGUAGACGGAACCAAAGUAGACAUCACGCCCGAGCAUCCCUACAGCCACACAUCUCACGACGCCGAGCUGUUCAGGAUCAAGGAGGUCACCAAGUGGUACAAGCUGGACUCCGAGGCUUACAGCCUCCACUUGGGAUUCGGCUGGAACAUGCUCGCGGUCGAGGUGGCUCCGUUCUACCGUGGAAAGCUGUGUGGUCUGUGUGGUGAUUACAAUCUGGACAAGGACCACGAGCUGACCGGCCCCAACGGCCACCUGUACAACAACACGCUCGAGUUCGCCAAGAGCUACGUUGUGCCCAGCGCAGACUGCCACGCACCAGCCCACUAAUUGUCCUUGGCGGCGCACGCUUUAAUAGACCAUCACAUCGCAAACUUCUAUGAUUAAAAAGCAGAGAGUCGAACUGGGAAGAAGAGAAGGCUUACAGCUUUCUCUAAUGGCUUCCUCCGGGGACUGCUCUCAAGUAUUAAUCUUUCAGCAAAAUGCAAUGUCACUAGUGCUUCAUCUAUGUAUAUUGUAAAAAAAAGCAAUAAAGAACGAAGUGAUAAACUGGUCGUCCAAGUGUUCAUAUUUACAUAGCUCGU
Messenger RNA from Dermacentor silvarum, 644 nucleotides. RefSeq names its product BMP-binding endothelial regulator protein-like. NCBI's taxonomy places the organism in Eukaryota, Metazoa, Arthropoda, Arachnida, Ixodida, Ixodidae. Bases 16 to 390 code for a protein of 124 amino acids. The transcript has 2 exons. The record is from RefSeq and is a predicted model, not a curated record.